Mustela lutreola (European mink) is the source of this 11937-nucleotide messenger RNA. RefSeq names its product kinesin family member 7 (gene KIF7). Gene Ontology annotation, biological process: microtubule-based movement; mitotic spindle organization. The record is from RefSeq and is a predicted model, not a curated record. Bases 180 to 4238 code for a protein of 1352 amino acids. NCBI's taxonomy places the organism in Eukaryota, Metazoa, Chordata, Mammalia, Carnivora, Mustelidae. The transcript has 19 exons. Gene Ontology annotation, molecular function: microtubule binding; microtubule motor activity; ATP binding.
CGCCGGGCUAGCGCCUCCGCCCCCGAGCGCCCCGGCGGGCGGAGUUGCGGGUGAGGGGCGGGAUGUUUUGGGGGGCGGGGGUCCCGGUGACGGCAUCGGAGCGCGCCGCGCGGAGGCUCGGAGCCUAACUGCACCGGCGGGGGACUGCUCCCACCCAAGCAGGACCCCACCCUCGCACCAUGGGGCUGGAGACCCAGAGGCUGCCGGCCGCUGAGGAGGCCCCAGUGAGGGUGGGCCUGCGUGUCCGCCCGCUGCUGCCCAAGGAGCUGCUGCACGGCCACCAGAGCUGCCUGACGGUAGAGCCCAAGCACAGCCGCGUCACCCUUGGUCGAGACCGCCACUUUGGCUUCCACGUGGUGCUGGAUGAGGACGCAGGGCAGGAGGCCGUGUACCAGGCCUGCGUGCAGCCCCUCCUCGAGGCUUUCUUUGAGGGCUUCAAUGCCACCGUCUUUGCCUAUGGCCAGACGGGCUCCGGGAAGACGUACACCAUGGGGGAGGCCAGUGUGGCUUCCCUUCACGAGGAUGAGCAGGGCAUCAUCCCCCGGGCCAUGGCUGAAGCCUUCAAGCUGAUUGAUGAGAAUGACCUGCUGGACUGCCUCGUGCACGUGUCCUACCUGGAAGUGUAUAAGGAAGAGUUCCGAGACCUGCUGGAGGUGGGCACUGCCAGCCGAGACAUCCAGCUUCGGGAGGAUGAUCGGGGAAAUGUUGUGCUGUGUGGCGUGAAGGAGGUAGACGUGGAGGGCCUGGACGAGGUGCUGAGCCUCCUGGAGAUGGGCAACGCAGCGCGGCACACGGGGGCCACGCACCUCAACCGCCUGUCCAGCCGCUCACACACUGUGUUCACCGUGACCCUGGAGCAGCGGGGGCGCGCCCCCAGCCGCCUACCCCGACCCACCGCGGGCCAGCUGCUGGUCUCCAAGUUCCACUUCGUGGACCUGGCGGGCUCAGAGAGGGUGCUCAAGACGGGCAGCACAGGCGAGCGGCUCAAGGAGAGCAUCCAGAUCAACAGCAGCCUCCUGGCGCUGGGCAACGUCAUCAGCGCCCUGGGCGACCCCCAGCGCCGUGGCAGCCACAUCCCCUACCGGGACUCCAAGAUCACCCGGAUCCUCAAAGACUCGCUGGGCGGGAACGCCAAGACGGUGAUGAUCGCCUGCGUCAGUCCCUCCUCCUCGGACUUCGACGAGACCCUCAACACCCUCAACUACGCCAGCCGCGCCCAGAACAUCCGCAACCGCGCCACCGUCAACUGGCGGCCCGAAAUCGAGCGCGCCCCCGAGGAGGCGGCGGCCGGCGCGCGGGGGCCCCCGCGCCACCGCUCUGAGACUCGCAUCAUCCACCGCGGCCGGCGCGUCCCCGGCGCCGCCAACGCCCUCGCCCCUGCCGCCGCCGCCGCCGCGCGUCUGGGCGCCGAGUGCGCGCGCUACCGGGCCCGCACCGAUGCCGCCUACAGCCUCCUGCGCGAGCUGCAGGCCGAGCCCGGGCUGCCCGGCGCCGCGGCCCGCAAGGUGCGCGACUGGCUGUGCGCCGUCGAGGGCGAGCGCAGCGCCCUGAGCUCCGCCUCCGGGCCUGACAGCGGCAUCGAGAGCGCCUCCGCCGAGGAGCAGGCCACGCAGGGGCCCGGCGGGCCGACGGUGGCCAAGGGCCAGGACGAGGACGGGGCAGUACAGCUGCUUGCACUGCAGAGCCAGGUGGCCCGGCUGGAGGAGGAGAACCGAGACUUUCUGGCCGCGCUGGAGGACGCCAUGGAGCAGUACAAACUGCAGAGCGACCGGCUGCGGGAGCAGCAGCAGGAGAUGGCAGAGCUGCGGCUGCGGCUAGAACUGGUGCGGCCUGGCUUGGGGGCCCCAGGGCUCCUGCAGGGUCUGCCUCCUGGGUCCUUUGUGCCUCGGCCUCACACAGCUCCUCUGGGGGGUGCCCACAGCCACGUGCUGGGCAUGGUGCCUCCUGCCUGCCUUCCUGGAGACGAAGUUGGCCCCGAGAACUGGGGAGAGCAGGUGACAAAUGGCGGAGAGGCGGGAGCCAAGGUGGAGGCAGAUGGGCCUGGAAGCGGAAGCAGUUCAUCGGCGGAGGAGGAGGGGGAGGAGCAAGUGGCGGAGCCGCCGCGGACCCUGCACCUGCGCAGAAACGGAAUCAGCAAGUGGAGCCAGAGGGUGGGGGCCCGCCCAGAGAGUCCACUCGACAGGAAGGGCCCAGAGCUUACCCUUGAGGAAGUGGGUGCAGCCAUCCUGGGGCCCAGAGUCAGUGGUGGGAGCAAGGCCCCGGCUCGACCCCGUCAGACCCCAGCGGCCAUGGCGUCUGAGUGGCGGCUGGCCCAAGCCCAGCAGAAGAUCCGAGAACUGGCCAUCAACAUCCGCAUGAAGGAGGAGCUCAUUGGCGAGCUGGUCCGCACAGGGAAGGCGGCCCAGGCCCUGAACCGCCAGCAUAGCCAGCACAUCCGGGAGCUGGAGCAGGAGGCAGAACAGGUGCGGGCUGAGCUGAGCGAAAGCCAGAGGCAGCUGCGGGAGCUCGAGGGCAAGGAGCCUCAGGACGCAGGCGAGCGCUCUCAGCUCCAGGAGUUCCGCAAGAGGGUCGCCGCCGCCCAGAGCCAGGUGCAGGUGCUGAAGGAGAGGAAGCAGGCGACGGAGCGGCUGGCGUCGCUGUCGGCGCAGCGUGAGAAGCGGCUGCAGGAGCUCGAGCGGCACGUGCAGCUCAUGCGGCAACAGCAGGGGCAGCUGCAGCGGCGGCUGCGCGAGGAGACGGAGCAGAAGCGGCGCCUGGAGACCGAGAUGAACAAGCGGCAGCACCGCGUCCAGGAGCUGGAGCGAAGGCACGAGCAGCAGCAAAAGAUCCUGAAGAUCAAGACGGAAGAGAUCGCGGCCUUCCAGCGGAAGCGGCGCAGCGGCAGCAACGGCUCCGUGGUCAGCCUGGAGCAGCAGCAGAAGAUCGAGGAGCAGAAGAGGUGGCUGGAUCAGGAGAUGGAGAAGGUCCUGCAGCAGCGGCGGGCCCUGGAGGAGCUGGGGCAGGAGCUCCACAAGCGGGAGGCCAUCCUGGCCAAGAAGGAGGCCCUGAUGCAGGAGAAGACGGGGCUGGAGAGUAAACGCCUGCGGUCCAGCCAGGCCCUCAGCGAGGACAUCGUGCGCGUGUCCAGCCGGCUGGAGCACCUGGAGAAGGAGCUGUCGGAGAAGAGCGGGCAGCUGCGGCAGGGCAGCGCCCAGAGCCAGCAGCGCCUGCGCGGGGAGAUCGACGCCCUGCGCCAGGAGAAGGACUCACUGCUGAAGCAGCGCCUAGACAUCGACGGCAAGCUGAGGCGGGGCAGCCUGCUGUCGCCCGAGGAGGAGCGGACGCUGUUCCAGCUGGACGAGGCCAUCGAGGCCCUGGACGCGGCCAUUGAGUACAAGAACGAGGCCAUCACGUGCCGCCAGCGGGUGCUGCGGGCUUCGGCCUCCUUGCUGUCCCAGUGUGAGAUGAACCUCAUGGCCAAGCUCAGCUACCUCUCGUCCUCAGAGACCAGAGCCCUGCUCUGCAAGUAUUUUGACAAGGUCGUGACGCUCCGGGAAGAGCAGCACCAGCAGCAGAUUGCCUUCUCCGAGCUGGAGAUGCAGCUGGAGGAGCAGCAGAGGCUGGUCUACUGGCUGGAGGUGGCGCUGGAGCGGCAGCGCCUGGAGAUGGACCGCCAGCUGACCCUGCAGCAGAAGGAACACGAGCAGAGCGUGCAGCUGCUGCUGCAGCAGAGCCGAGAUCACCUCGGGGAGGGCCUAGCAGACAGCAAGAGGCACUACGAGAGCCGGAUUCAAGCCCUGGAGAAGGAGCUGGGCCGCCACAUGUGGCUGAACCAGGAACUGAAGCAGAAACUCGGUAGCUGGAGCGCUGCCGGCCCGAGCAGGGUGCCAGGUGCGGAGAAGAGGACGCUGUGCCUGGAGAGUCGACCAGCCCCCGGGCCCGAAGACGAGCUCCCCGCCGCGCCCGAGCUGCUCCGGCCACAGCCCCUCCCUGACGGCGCCCCCCGCGCCCGGGAAGAGGUGCGGGACUUGGUCCGGGCCCCCCUCCCGCUGACUUGGAAACGGUCGAGUCUGUGCGGUGAGGAGCAGGGCUCGGUGGAGGAGGCGCGGCCGCGGGAGGCCCCCGAGCCCCUGGCAGGGCGGGUGCUCUCCGGUGCGGAGGUGGCUCUGCCCUGGAACUUCGGGGUCCUGGCCAAAGCCCGGCGGGACCUGCGCAGAGCCAGCCCAGGAAUGAUUGACGUCAGGAAAAACCCGCUGUAGGCUUGUGGGCAGAGCCUGCCUUGGGGCGGGGGACGACCCUCUGAGCCCCUGCGCAGUUCCGCUGCCUGCCUCUGCUUCUGGGAAGGACAGUCUCGAUUUCCCACCGCAGAUCCAGGUCCUGAUCUUGACCCCAUUGGAGUCUGCAAAUUCUGGCUAUAGCCCAAAUGAAUGGGCCUCAAUUUUUUAAAUAUGCAGACUGAUGCCCCCCUUUACCUUUGAGCUAUGGUACCAUAUUGCCAUCUUUUGGCUUGAGAGUUUGCAAAAGGCACUUCUGGCCUCAAGCCUACGCCUGUGUGCCUGUCGUUCUGGAGUUCAGCCAGAGCCAGACCCAGAACCGUCAGUGCCAUCCGGGUAGGGUUUUAAAUGGUCUUAGGUUUAUGGUGGGAAUGGGGAAGCUUUGCCUAUUUUUAGAGUUUUGUAAAACCAUUUUAUAAUAAAUGAGUGUCUCUGAAAGGAGAAAUAGGAGUUUGACUUGGUUUCACCUACAAGACAAGAGAAUUUGAUCUGAGGACAUGACGGGCUUGAAAGCAUGUCAGACCCCUGAACCAGGGCCAAGUGAGAGCUGUGCCCCCCCCCCCCCCAACCCGUCCUGGGUUGCAGGGCUGACUUGGAGACGAGACACGGCACCAGCCACCACUGGAGCUCUGCCAGGGUAAGUCAAGCUGAGGCCUCGAGGUUUAAACAGAAAGGCACUGAAUGCUGCAUAGAUGGAGAGGGUUUUAUUAGGACGUGAGGAAGUUAAAUUCAUUCUCUGUCGGGCACAGCCUUCAGCUUUGACCCAUAAGGAGCCCUUUCUCCCACUUCCCAAGUGAGGGGGUGGUUGCUGGACUGGUUUUGGUCUCCGAGACGUGAGGGCUAGAAGGGAAGCCUGCGCUGAGGUCCUGGUCUGCCUCCCCUAGCAAGGGGCAGGGCUGGGCGGCAGGCCUCCUGGGAGGGGGAGUAAAACCCGGAAGGGACUCUUGUGGGAAUCACAGAGACCGGAGACCAGGCCCUGGUAGCUGCAGGCUCCUGGGGACCAGGCUGACUUCAUCUUUUGGGCCUCCUCUGUUCAGAGCGCCCCGCUUCUUCCUGUUUCUGUGCAGCCAGCCCAGGGUGACGCGGGACAGAGUAGUCAGGUCCUGGCUCAGAUGAACGGAGUUUCUGGGGUAAGAAUUCCUCUAUGACUGGAGGCCAGAAUUCCUGAAACGGCCAGAGCAAGCACUGGUCUGUCCUGGGAAGGUGGUGGCUCUGGUCAAGCCCAGUGGUGGGUGUCGUAUGAAGUCCCCCACCCAGUUGCAUCCUAACUAGCUUAUCAGCUUCUUCCGGGUGUAAGUUCUGCUGAUGGGGCGUCUCCUGGAGAAUGCUCGGCUGAAAGGAGAUUCCUCGGCUGUCGGGGGGAGGACCUCUAUGUCCUCAUCUAGAACAAGACAGAGGGCAUGCAGGACGUGAGCAUGGAACAGAAAAGGGACUUGAACGGGAGGGGAUCCACAUGCAGAGGAUGUCCCCCCAGCCCUGCCUGCGGCUCACGUGCUGAGGAAGGGCAACCUGCGCUUUCUACUGGGCUGUGCCCUCACGCCAGCACGGGGCGGUGGCGGUUAGUGACUGAGAAAGCACAGUACCGUGGUCUGAAUUCCUUCAGCUGUUUGUACAUUUAAAUUCUCGUCUUGGGGGCCGUGGCCUCCCGUGUUCCUCUACAGUUCUAGAUGUUUCUCCCCUGGUAGUGCACUAAGCACCUGCAAGCCAGUCCCAUCCCAGGUGGGGUUGAGGAAAGGGAAUCCCCAUGUCCAGACGCUGAGCACAACAGCCGGUCUCUAAUCCUAAUCUAAGCACAGAGGUGUGACCCUCCCAGAGGUGUGACUGCCAGUGCAUCACCUGCCACCUGUGCUGCCCGACACACGCUCCUCAGGUGCCCGUGACUACACUGCACAGAGGUCACUCCUUCCAGAAGCUGUUUCAAGACACACUGGAGUUCCAGCAGUGGAGUUUCUCUGGGACGAGCACAGGACCCCACAGGGACAAAGUCCUCUGUCCCAGCUCGGGCACUCCUUCCGACUCCUCCACGAUCCCACUGUCUGGCAACCCUGAGCUACCUCUGGGGAGUCACCCGAAGGACCCACGUAAGUCUCCAGGACCCUCGCUUAACGAGUUACCUCUGGCUUCGUGAUACUGUGAGGAAGGCGUCCUCCUUUGGAACAGCAGCGGAGAGUGGGUGAGAGCCUGCAGGCCGCUGGCUGAGAGGCAGCUGCGCAGCGCCCAGCCGGGUGGGGGCGUGGAAGCUAUGGGAGGGGACAGGGUGAGCACGGUCCCGUGGUACCCCCAGACAAGGGAGCCUCCCGAUGCCUCUGUGCCCAGCACUGCCAGCCGCAACCCCAGGGACACAGACUCACCUGGAAGGAACACCUCGUCGUCGCCCACGGAGGGCAGGUGCUGCCCGCUCCCACGUGGAGAUGGCUCCCUGCUCCUGCUAAGCUCUGCGUCUCCUCUCGGCUCCUCACACGCUCUCUUGGCUGGAACCUCCGCUUCCUCCUUGGCAGGAAGGAGCCUCUUCCUGGAACCCAACCCGAACUGUCCCCAGGAGGCUUCCUCAGCCUGAGGCGCACAGUCCCUGGGAGGUGACUGGUCUGGCAGCCGGCACACCCCCUCAAGCUCAAAAUCCCCCACAAGGGGCGUCCUACUGCUGCCGAGUUCAAGGCCUCGCUCCCUUCUCUCCGGCUCGAGCAGGGACACGCCUGCAAGGUCAGUGCCGCCGCCCACCGCCCUCUUCCUCCGCGGCCAGUCUUUAAUGGUGUCAGGAGUGGUCUUCCCGCUGUGCUUGGGAGACGGGGUCCAGGGAACACCGACGUCUGUUUGAAACGGAGAGGGGGUGCUAGAGGGGCAGCGGGUGGGGGUACAGGACUGGCAGAUGUAGGUCUGUCCCCCGCUCUUGCCGGGGGUGCUGUGUGAGGGGCGAAGGCAGGGGGGCGACACGUAGGUGGCUUCAGGUUUCCCCGAGGCCUUGGUGGCCCCAGACAUGCUGAGUGCAGGGAGGGUGCUCUCCUCUCCCGGGGAUGUCCCCUCCUGUCCCAGAGGCUCGGCUUCGGCUAGGGAGCUGGGGUCUAUCUUUUUAAUCCGCAGCUUGGGCAGGCCGGAAGCUUGCAUCUCCAGCUCCACCUCAUAGGCCUGGGGGCUGCCAGAGGCUCGGGAAGGCCGAGUCGGGGCUUGCGGGUUCUCCAGCUGCGUGGUGGCCUGGCGCUGCCUUCUGUCCGCGGUGCAGCGCAGGGCAUAGGACAGGGCCAGGGGAGAGCUGGGCCCGCAGGAAGGUGGGGAUGGAGCACUCCCGGGGUUGCACGGAGAAGGCUUCUCCUGGGCCACCACUGUCCUUGACGCCUCACCUUCUCCCGCUGGCAUGACGUGGCCGGGCGUGCCGUCGCUGCUGUGGUGCUCUGCCUGGUCCAGGAGAGCGAGCUCGUCGGGGUCACUCGUGACAAGAGGAGAGGACAUACACCAGUCACUCCUGUAGCCCGUCCCAGAAUAACUGUGUCUUUCCGGGGAAGGCUGAGGAGAGAGGGUCACUUCCUUCUGGUUCUUUCUAGUGUCUGUGAGGGCAGCUGGGUUGCCAGCUGUGGGAAUCCUAGGCACAGCUGAGGUGCUCGGGUCCAGGUUAGGGGUUUCUCUCUGCCUUUUUCCAAUUUUGGAAGGGGGCCGAGGGGGCACGGGGUCAGACUGGGUUAUCUGUGAGAUUCGGGGGGGAGUGGAAGGAACAGGACAGGAGAGAGACAAGGCUCCAGUGGGUGCUUUCAGGGGCUCUUCCCAGUCCAGUUCUUCAGGGGGAGGAGAGUCUAUCGAAAAUUCCCGAAAUGGACUCUUGGAAAUCUCACCUAAGGGAGAGGUCAAAAGUUUUUCUAGAGAAAGAGGUGGGGGAGAAGUCAGAUUCGUGCUCCUCGGUGUCUUGGAGACUGAGAGGGCUUCAUCCUUCCAUUUCUGCAUGAGUGCCUCUGCCUGAGGAGGACUCUCCUCAGGGACAUGGGGAUGAUAGUGUGUUGGCUCCGGAGCGGCUUCCUGUAGCGCCCCCGAGGCUGCUGCUCUGGGAGGCGUUAUCAGGGCAGACCCGACGGGAGUCAGACUCUCACUCCUGAUCAGGGCUUCCGGGCCAGAGGGGCUCUCGGGACUGGAAGUCAGUGAAGGUGGCCAAGAACUCAGAAAUCCAGGUGACUGACCCCUUGGCCUUUUGGGAGUUCUUGGCGUCUUCUUUUCGAGAGGAGAGGUUCCUCCUUUUGCCAGGGAUUGUCCUUUCCGAGGAGUGACUUUGGGUUGAGACGGUGAGCCCCAGCUAUGUGAGGAGUCUUUUAAGGACUCCUUAAAAAUGACCUGUUUCGCAGGAGUCACCUCCGUCGGGGGCUUCUGCCGACUUUCAGGGGUGCGCAGUGGCAUGCGUGGGGAAUGAGGGAACCUUCUUGGUGUAGCUUUAGAAGAGCUUGGAGAUUUCUGGUUCCUCUUCUUAGGAGUCUACAAAGAGAUGCUUAUUUCAGUGCCUAAAUACCAUAAUAACCUGUACUCGCUGUUGAGUAUUUUAGUCCUCUCUAAAACAGAAAGGCAGAUGGGAGAUAUCUGGGCAGCCGACAGAAUGACCAUAAGCUGGCUUUCCAACAGUGACACGUUUCCGAUUCCAGCCAUGACCCAGAUUUCACUUGGCUACUUUUUCUAGUGCCAAACACGGAGUCUAAUCUUGGGUCUGGGACAAAAAAAGUUUUCAUCACGUGCACAGGCCAGCUAAACCAGGCUUUGUCUCUAACGACAUAUCCCUCCACUGCUCACAGAUACCUUUCUCUUCAAGGAGACAGCUCCUUCUGAUCUCUGACUUGGUCUCCCUCUGCUGUUCACCUGCGUUCAACAUGUGCCCGCCACGCCCCCACUAUGUGCCAGGCCCCAUGCAGGUGUGGGACGGAGGGUGGAGCGUCGAAUAUACAGACAUAAGGUAUAGACAACAGCUCAGAGAGGAGAUCUCCCUCCCUCCCUUUCUGCAAAACACAGUGACACACUCCCCACAGGUAGAGAUCAGACACCUCUUGUUUCUACAACCUUAUCUGAUUAUCUCAAGGGAAUCCUGGUCGACUGGGCAUUUCACGUUCAAUGAGGCACAGCCAGAGAAAACACGGUGCUGCCAGUGCACAGGCAGGGCCGUGCAUGGGACAAUGUGGGAGCACAAGAGCGGGCCGGCUGUCCAACCCAGCUCGCAGGAAAGGGGACAGGAACAGGGAGUCAGGUCUUUAAGAAUGGGUGUCAGAGGUAGAGGCCGAAGGUGGGGAAGUGGGGAAGAGGGAACUCUUGUGCCUACACUGAACAGCAGCAGCUGCGUGCACUCUGAUGUUGUUGGGAAAGUGGAUUAUUGGUUUGGGGGGGGCGGUGCAAUGGCAGCCCACAGAGGCCCAUGCUUGUCUGGGGAGUACUGAACCUGGCCCUAGAGAUCAGUGGUCUUCAGAAGACCCAUCCUCAGAACUUUGUCCUCCCCCUACCUCUAAGCAGUUUAUUGGGUUUCCAAACAAAUAUUUUUUUUAACACGAGAGUUCCAUUUUAGGAAAACCUAAAACCCUGCUUGAACAAAGAAUGGUAGAGCUUUAAGCGUAGUGUUGCGGUGUGAAAGAUCACUCUGGCCUCUGGGGGCAGGAUGGACGUGAGAGGGAAAAGGAAUGCAGGCAGGAACUGCACAGGAGGGAGAAGAGGGAAUGGAUUAUGAAAUUCAGUCUAUAAAUAAAAGUGGCAGGACGGACUGCUUGGCUCUGUCCCAGAACAGGGAGCAGUCCAGAGUGACUGGAUCGGGCAGGCGAUGUAAGGGAAACAGAGGACUGACCCCUGUGCAUUUCAGAAAGAUGUAUACGUAGCGUAUGAUAAAAAUGGUGGGUGACCCCAACAGACUGGAGGAGAGCACUUCUAUUUUCUCCCCCCGCCCCAGCAACAGCCCCAGCCAGACUGCUGCCUCAUGCCCCCAUGUACCCAAUGAUCAUUCAUCUCGAUCAACCCCACCACCCCUAAAGAGCGAGUAGUAGUGACAGAUCACCUGCUUACUUGUUCAUCUCUGACAGACUCAGUGGGUUUUCUGGGCCAUGUCUCUGUUUUCCCCUCAAGACCACACUUUUUUAAACAUUGAAGAAAUAUUAUACCUGAUAAGCUGUGGGUAUCUCAGAGCCUGGUGGGUUUCUUGAAGAUCUCUGAAUUCGAGCUGAACCCUUCUCUGAGGGACUGACCAUCUCGGACAAUGCCCCGAAAAGCAGCCUCUUGGGAGAAUGAAUACUUUGGUUUGGAGAAUUUUCUCUUUGGCCUGCAAGUCAAAAACAGUGAGUCUUUCUCAGCUCCUGCCCUCCCGAUACUAAGAGAACAGCCAGUCCCUACAAGAUGACAGUUUGACAAUGUUUUAGAGCAAGUGGGAGUGGGGAGGGAUCCCACCUAGUUACGCCAGCAACUACAGUUAUGGCUGCCAUCUUGAAUUUUAAUAAGCUGGUGAAUGAACUUCAGCUCUUAUAUGUUAGGCAAGUAAAACUAUUUGUAAAUAUAAAAGCACAUGACUGAGAUUCCAGACUAAUGGAUAAAAGCAUGAAGGCCAAACCUGUAUCACCUUCUAGCUAGGACAUCUGAGUGUAGAAUGUGAGCACAGGUAGAAAUAAUGGGUAAUUCCUGUUGAAUGGAUAAUUACCCCGUAAGGAUAGUGUGGAUGACCAGCUGUAAUAAUCCAGAGAGAGGACACUGUUAACAAAGGUCCUGGAUUGUUCGUCAUCCUGAACCUCUCAUGGACAUACCUGUUCUACUGCUCUAGCGUCAAGCAAGAAAAUGUCAAAUUUUGUACUUUUCCCAAAAACACUUCCUGCCAAGUAGGCCUAGACUUCUGAAGGCAGAUGAACAAGCAUCUUACCUGACUUUUCUUGCUGGAAUGAGUGAACUCUUUGCACACUUCGAGACGUUGGCUGAGAUCCAGAAUAGAAGGAACCAGAAUUUGUCCUGCUGAAUGACAACUGUUUGAUUCGAGGACUUCGUCUCAAGCUUACUUCUGCAAAACCAGAAUCCCAGUUAGUAUCCAGGGAGAAAUGCAAGCUUUGUACGUUUUCCUACGUAUGUAAUAUCACAUACAAGAUGGAAAUUUGACAAAGAUGGAGACUUCUGAAGUGUCGUAACAAAGCUACAGAGGGUAUGAUAUAUGGCCCCAAAUGGUACAAAAAAAACCAUUGAGCCACUAGACUGUCACCCUCACAAGUCUCAACUGCCAGCCUUUUAACCACAAUGUUGGGUGGGGGGAAAAAAAAGGCUUUGUAUAGUGUGACUUUUGUAAAUUUUUAAAAUUUAAAAAUUGCAGUUUUCUUAUUUAUGUUACAUACAUUUGUACAGAAAUGGCACCUGUAAGAAAAUUAUUAAAACUAAAAUGUAGGGGCGCCUGGGUGGCUCAGUGGGUUAAACCUCUGCCUUCGGCUCAGGUCAUGAUCUCAGGGUCCUGGGAUCGAGUGCCGCAUUGGACUCUCUGCUCUGCAGGGAGCCUGCUUCCUCCUCUCUCUCUGCCUGCCUUUUCACCUACUUCUGAUCUCUGUCUGUCAAAUAAAUAAAGAUCUUAAAAAAAAAAAAAAACUAAACUAAAAUGUUAAACAGUAUUUCUAAGUGGUGGGAUUACGAAGUGACUGUUAAAAUUUUGCUUCUGUUUUCUGAUUUUUAUACAAUAAGCAAAUUACUUGAAUCAUUAAAAAAGGUUUUUUUUUUCUUA